AUGGUUGAUAUUGUGAAUCCACCUGUAGAGGAGGAGUGGCCAGAACUGGGCAAAAAUUGGAAAAGAUUCGAAGAUGAUGUUGGGCUAGAAAAAGCAGCAUUCAAGGAGGAUAGCCAGUCAAUUGGUGUUAGCGAUGGUGCCCAAAGUGGGCCUCGUACGUCUCGUCGUAACAGUAACGAUAAUAAUCGUUCGUCUGUUAUUUCGAAUGCAACAGUGGGUGAUCGUAACCGUUCUUGCCUUCUCAUUGGGCCAAAUUUCGUGGGUUAUGAAGUUUGCCAUCAUGCACCCAUACUCGGAUUUGAUCCUAGUAUUGUUAAUUACUACAGGGGCCUCACUCGUACCCCUGUUACUUGUUGUUGUCACCAUCCAGAGUGUGCAUUUUGCACAUCUACUCGUCUUAAUCGAAUCAGAUUACAAGUGGAAUAUUAUUUUGGGGACGCAAACUUUGGUAAAGACGCCUAUCUGCAGGGUCUCAUGGAAGACGAUCGCUUUAUCCCGCUUGAUGUAAUCCUAGGUUUUCCUCGCAUGGCCCAGCACAAAGCAAAACGUGAAGAUGUUCUUAAAGCUUGUGCUGCAAGCACGGUUGUCGAAUUCGAUGAAACUAUGAGUAAAAUACGCCGGAUUAAUCCUAACUCAUUUCCCUCUCUUAUAUCUGCCACAAUGAAAUUGCCUGAGCCCGCCGCACCACACCCAUUGCUACAAUUUCCUGAUCAACCUAACCCAAUGCCGGUAAUUACGCUGCAGCAGUCUCCCCAACCGCCGGUUCCGGAAGUGAUUUUAACAUCAGCUCAAGAAGAACCCUGCUUUCUUGAACAACAGAAUACCCAACAACAGCAGCAGCAGCAAAAACCACAAGAAGGACGCUGGCAAACAGUUGACCGUCGAUCCAAGCGGGCUGGCAAUCGUUCUCAUUAUGAAAGCGAUGCUGAAGCUCAAAGAAUUUCACGCCCUGCUCAGUCCCGAUCGCGCGCAGUUUCGUCCAGCUCUGAUUCUGUGGAUAUAGAUGAAGAAGAUCUUUUGAAGUACCUUGUCGUCAUUUUACCAGAGCGAGCAAUUGAAAGAGAGGAUCCCUCGACUACUGUUCUUACAUCUAAGGCGCCAGAAGAGGCUUCACAACAGUCAAGCACUGCUUCUGGUACAGCUACUUCUGCUAUUGCUCCUGUUUCUGAACUUCGUUCGAAGGGCUUUUCUCACAGUCACCACGUUACCCCUCAGAAAUUGCAGAAAUCGGAGGGUGGCGGUGUGUCGCAGCGAAUUUAUAGCAAGCAUCCAAGCGGUGAUAGACACCCCAAUCCCGAUUAUCAGUCAAGGGCCAAAACUCACGCAGAGCAUUUGCAGGAGAUUAAGCAUGGUUUGGAGGUUUAUCAGAGUAGUGUGCGACGUCAACGUCGCUCAUCAUACACUCGCCUGGGAUUUGAUUUUGACUACGACUUUGACGACUAUCUCAGUUCCAGAAAUAGCUCCUUCUCCGACCUUGGUAGUCUAGACGAUCAUCACAUUAUCAGCCAGCCCAGCAAGGUUCAACUUUUAUCGGACGAAGAUUUUGCUACUCUAAAACUUGCCGCUGAAGAUAAAGUGCCACCUUCCGCUGCGAUUCACCCCGCAAAAAGCGAACAGUUGCCAGCUGAAAAUCCCGGAGAAUCCAUUGACGAGAAGAAACCCACUGAAAUAAAGGAAUACCCAUUCUUUUAUCCUUCAAGCAUAGUUGAACCUCCUCCAUUCGUUGCUCAACCAAUUAUUUAUUACCCUGCCAACGUCCAAUUGGCUCAGUGGAACCCCGUUUUCCAAGUGGGCAACAAGGAUAACUCUGCUACUGCUGAAGAUCAACAGUCUGCAUCUUUCCACCUUGCAAAAGCUGCUGUCGAUGCUCUUAUCAAUGAAGUCUCAAUGGCCGCUUCGAAGGCGGAAGAACAGAUUGGCCAAUCACCGAAAAAAAUAUCACAUCUACCAACUCCUAGAACUCCGCGUCGUGUGGUCGGCUUCUACCCUGUCAAAAUCGGUGCUGGGGGCAGACGUCGACGUGACGAAUUGGAUGUCGGUUUUGCCUUUGAUAUCGACAAACCUAGCGGACAUAGUGGAAAGGGGCCUCGUCACUCCUCCAGCAGAGGACCACGUGUAUCUAGUGUUUCCUUCUGUGAGGGUGAUAAAAGUGUUUUUAAUUUUGUACCAGACAUAGCCGUUGAGGAGGACAAAGAGAAGACUGUUGUGUCGAUGGGCCGUGAUUUUUGCUGCUCUGGAACAACGGUGAUAAUUAGCAGCCAGUCACGUUAUCCCUCAAGUGGGGCAGAAGUGCGCUCGCAUAACACCACUGGUAAUCAGUUAGAGGAUCAGGAAGCAACAAGGGCAAGUUCUUUAAGAAUCCGAGGCCGACGAAAGCAUGCCACCUCCUUCUGUGCCUCCACAGCUCAUUCGGUAAACAAUUUCGCACCCAACUUCCGCAACAACAUGACCACUCAAUCGGUUUUGAAGGCGGGUGGCUACACCUCAAAGGACUACAUGCGUUACCGUGCUGCUUGUUUGGCCGACAGGGAGCGUUGUGGUGCGGGCAAAUCACAGGAGAUGAACACCCUUUAUCGCUUUUGGUCCUUCUUCUUGCGAGACAACUUCUUCAGCAAGAUGUAUCGCGAGUUCAGACAGCUGGCUAGGUCAGAUGCUGAGGUCGGCUAUCGCUAUGGCAUUGAAUGUCUCUUCCGAUUCUACUCCUACGGUCUGGAACGUAGAUUCCUACCUACCCUUUUCAAAGACUUUCAGGAGGAAACGCUUAGGGACUAUGAUGCUGGCCAUUUGUACGGUCUAGAGAAGUUCUGGGCUUUUCUGCAUUACGGUAGACAAAAGCCCGAACUGGACCCUCGCAUUGCUGAGCUUCUCAAGAAGUAUCGACGAAUUGAGGAUUUCCGCAUUAACUUUGAGGCUCCAGAUGGCUUCUUCGGCUACCGCAAGCGCCUGCCUUCAACAUCCGCGGAUGUGUCAAUUUCUGAACCCGCAAUUAAGCAUAGUCGAGGCUCCUCUGAGCCUGAAUCCGUCAAUCCUGACGACUUUGAGUCUGAACCGGCGGCGGUCACUGCGUUAACAUCUCAGGUCUCGGAGUCUCUUGCUUCCACAGAUUGCCCCAUCAAAGCUCGGGGAGCUAAAAAGGAGGCGACCGAGGAUGAGGAUGAGAAUAAGAUUAAAUCAGUGGGUGUAAAGCCUUUGUAUCAGGGUGAAGUGUCAAUUAAAGGUGGGGAUUCUGCGCAAGUGAAAAGGGGACUUCAAAAAAAACGAUUGUCAAAGAAGGGCAAAAAACCAACCAAACUUGCGGUAAGCGAAUCUGGUGAUACACCGCAGCCUUCAAAGCAUGAGUCCGAUACUGCAAAAACUGCUUCAACCAAUGCCACUGAUUCUCCUGCCACCACCAAGUGGCCUGUGAAGCACUGGGAUUCCAAAAAGCCUGCCCCGACUGCUGGGGACGUUGAUUCGCAGAAGAAUGUACAAGUCACUGUGCCAGCGGGGGAUCUCGCAGAUGUCACAAACGUGACAACAGCUCCAAAAAAGGCGCUAGUUGAUCAUUCAGCUCCAAUGAGACCGCGUAACCAACGCGGUAAACCCAAGUCUGGGUAG
This is a messenger RNA of Echinococcus granulosus, 3597 nucleotides long. Its product is annotated as La-related protein. Gene Ontology annotation, molecular function: RNA cap binding. Gene Ontology annotation, biological process: mRNA stabilization. The transcript has 11 exons. NCBI's taxonomy places the organism in Eukaryota, Metazoa, Platyhelminthes, Cestoda, Cyclophyllidea, Taeniidae. The record is from RefSeq and is a predicted model, not a curated record. The coding region runs from base 1 to 3597 and encodes 1198 amino acids.